CCCCUCAUUGAGAAGAUCAACAAAAGGGCACCAGAUGCAAGCAUGAAGAUUUCGCGCCUGUGAAAAUGUUAUUAGAAGCAUUGAUUUGGACGAGAUAAACAACUGAUUAAAUGGCAAAAUACCUCGCGCAGAUUAUUGUGGUCGGUGCGCAAGUGGUGGGUCGCGCCUUCGCCAGGGCGCUCAAGCAGGAAUACGCGGCCAGCCAGGAGGCGGCCAAGAGGGCGCAGAAUGGACAAAGAGGAACCGCUCGUGCUGCGGCCAAUAUGAAAUCAGGCAUCACUCUGGAGGAGGCACAACAAAUUCUUAAUGUUGAUAAGUUGGACCCGGAGGAAGUGAAAAAGAGUUAUGAAAGGCUAUUUAGUAUGAACGACAAGAAAAACGGCGGCUCAUUUUACAUCCAGAGUAAAGUGUUUCGUGCCAACGAAAGGUUACAACAAGAACUUGCAGAGCAAAGACAUUCUCAGAAAUCGUCACCCACGCAAGAUCCACCCCCAAACACCUAAGAGUGACUCCUUUGUUUAAUUAAGACCGUAAAAAUCAUGCUGAGAUAAUAGCCUUGUAAAAUCUUGUUUCUCCUGCUUGGCGGGGCUAUGCUGUUUUAGUCGAAUUAAAUAUAAUGUGCUUAUUAUAUUAAUCACCUUGAAUAUUGGUU
Neocloeon triangulifer is the source of this 652-nucleotide messenger RNA. RefSeq names its product mitochondrial import inner membrane translocase subunit tim16-B (gene blp). NCBI's taxonomy places the organism in Eukaryota, Metazoa, Arthropoda, Insecta, Ephemeroptera, Baetidae. The record is from RefSeq and is a predicted model, not a curated record. The transcript is spliced from 2 exons. The coding region runs from base 111 to 503 and encodes 130 amino acids. Gene Ontology annotation, cellular component: TIM23 mitochondrial import inner membrane translocase complex. Gene Ontology annotation, biological process: protein import into mitochondrial matrix.